AUGGCGGAUGCUCCAGCGCUGACACUCUUCCACCAUAUUCGUGGCAAUCAGCUGAUCAAACCGCCGGAGGAUGGCGAACCGCAGACGAUUCAUCCGAAUAAGGAACAGUUAACGAGAAGAUACGCUAUAAUUCCUGAGCAGCCAUCUCUGCAGCAACAAAGUUCUCAAGAAGGUUGUUGCUCCUCGGACAAUGUGAUAAUUGUACCUCAUGUCCAGAUAACUCCGAAUGAGUCUCAUCUCUUCAACAGAGCUAUUAGUUCUGGCGGCGGUUUAUUAGCAGACUUGCAGCGAGCAACGAUCGCCGCACAAGCAUUCUACGCCGAGAACAACGAGCCAACAAAGACGAGGUCGCCGUGGAUCUUGAAACGGCUGUACGAAUGGUCAAACCGUGCAAAACGUCGUGAAAUCAUCAAACAUGUACAAGCCGCCUUGGAAACCUCCGUAGAUCAUGAGCUAGAAGAUGACGAGCUGGAAAAGUUAUUGCCGGUGUCGUGGGAUGAAAUGUUUGAAGGAACCAUACGCGAGCUGCCUCAGCAGAAACAAAAAUACCUCCAAGCCGUUUGGGAGUUGUUUCAUUCCGAGUUAAAAUUCCUCCAUCACCAACUGCUUGUUCUUCGCAAUGUGUACAAAGAGCCGUUGAAAAAGUGCCAAGUCGAAGGAUGUCUGCUCACAGUCGAACCAGACUUGUUGUUCGGAAACCUGGACCAGUUAUGCCGGAUAUCUCGCGGGUUUUGUCAGACAUUCCUGUCUCUUUUACCGUCUGUGAAUCACGAUGGAACCGACUACGACUGCACUGAACUUGUUGUGAAGCUUUUCGAAAAGUUCUCAAAAGGUCCAUCGACGAUCUCUGCAUAUCAAGCAUACUGUAUCAAUUAUAAGGCUACCAUGGAAUAUCUUGGCUCGAUUCGCCAAAAGGAGGAGCGAUUCACAGAGUUUGAGCGAAUAUGUCUGGCAGAUGAGAGGUGCUUCCGAUUACAACUGGAGGAUCUGCUCAUCGCUCCUCUUCAAAGAAUAACACGACUGCCUAUUUUAUUACGAGAAAUUAACAAGUACACGGAAGGCGAAGAAAACAAAGCCCAGGUGGAGAAGGUGAUAGAUUCCAUGACAGAAAGUCUUCGUUCCAUCGAUGACAGUGUUCAGUGGCUGCACAACUUCGAACGCUUGCAACAGUUACAGACUCAAGUAAUAUGGCCGUCGAUAGUGGAGAUGGAACCAAGAUCCUUCGUGCCUGAUUUUCUGAAAGUUGCGCUUUCACGACAGUUCUGCGAGAACCUGCUUGCACAUCCACGAAGAAAACUCAUUCAUGAGGGACCAUUGGAGUUAGUAGAGAAUGGCAGGACUGUCGACUGCUACGCAUUCCUCUUCAACGACAUGUUUGUGCUGUCGAAAACGAAGAAAUGUGCACUGAAACUGAGAGUCAAAGGCAAUCCAGUCAACAAAACGGAUCACUAUGUCGUGCAAAGGCAGCCAGUCCCGUUGGACUCCUGUGUAUUCUGCGAUGCUGAUUCCAAUGACUCGAACAGCUCAAUGUCCCUCAAAUUUGCUUUCGUAAUCAUUCACCUCACUCGAUACUACCAAGUCGUAGCCAUUUACACCCUCCAAGCGGCAGACAAACAUGAUAAGGAACUCUGGAUCGAGAAAUUCCAAGAAUCCAUCGAAAACUACGAGUCAAUACAACUGAAAGAUAUGCUUAAAUGCACUCCUCUAUUCUCUAGCUUAAGUCUGAGAAGAUGCUCCACCUCCCGGUUGAUGACCAAAACCAACAAAGAAAAAGGAAAAGAAAAGGAAGGUAAAGAGAGUAAUGAUUCUGGAGAUUCAAAGGAUUAA
Molecule: messenger RNA, 1827 nt
Organism: Necator americanus (New World hookworm)
Lineage: Eukaryota; Metazoa; Nematoda; Chromadorea; Rhabditida; Ancylostomatidae
Exons: 19
Coding region: 1-1827 (608 amino acids)
Biological process (GO): Rho protein signal transduction
Molecular function (GO): guanyl-nucleotide exchange factor activity
Source: RefSeq, a predicted model, not a curated record